GACUUGUGUAAUUGGACAGAAAUGACGUCAAAAUUUUAAAAUAACUCACGAUUGCACCACAUCCGUGUUUGUAUUUUUACUGUUUAGAAGUAUAAGAACUACCGAAGGGCAGGGGAAGACGUGUUGCACUAGGCACUUGUGUCUAGCCUUGUUGUUUAGGGCAACAGUAGGCAGUCUGUUUGGAUCAGGUUAGCUAACAUCAGUUAGUCACCAGAUACAACAGUCUGAACAACCCCUUCAGGUUGAAAGGAACAAAAGUGAAAAAAGAAGGAAGCAAAAUAGCUGCAAGUAAUACUUUUGUUAUUGACAACACGGAACUAUUUACUAAUUUAAUCAUGCAGUCACAAGACAACACUCAUCUUGAAUGCCAAGACCAAUCCACAAAUCUUCAAACUGACGUUGUUGAUGAUAUAUUCCAGAUAUUUGAUACCUCCCCAACAGCUGAAACCCCAGUGAUUGACACAUCUUAUUUAACCACGUACAGUAUCGAAGAUGAAUGGCCUAUUUAACAGAGGUUCAAGCCCAAAUACAAAACUCAGAUCUUUUGAUGUUGAAGAGAAUCUCUUAACAGAACAGUUCCCUUCAGACCUGGACAGCUUGUUACUUUCAAAUGACAUAUCCAAACUCCUUCUACCACUGGAUGCUGAUUCUUCCCAAAAGUAUUUGGAUGAGAAUAUUGCACAAGGUGUAGGUUCUACAGAAACUUCUUUUGAUUCAGAUCUCCUACUUGAUUCGCAAACAUCUCUCUUGGAAUCAGAGCCACUGUAUGAGCAUUACUCUGAAUUAGAUAAGAUGCUGGAAAUUUUGUCACCUUUAGAUGAUCAAAAGCUGGAGUUUUACCAGGAGACAAACCAGAAACUAAGUGAUACAUCUGAAAUUGACCCUCUCCUAGAAGUUUACUCUGAACCAAUUGGUUAUAUUGCUUUCCCUGAUGCAGAAGAAAAGCUGAAAAUUUACCCAACAGUAGAUGAGAAACCAAGUCUUUAUACAGGGUUAAAUCAGAAUAUAAAGACUUGCCCUAUGAUAGAUCAGAAUUCAAAGACUUAUCCUCCAACAAAUGAAAUUCUUGAGGUUUUUCCUGAACAAGGUAAGAAACAAAUUACCUCAACCCAUCAAAACUCACAAAAAGUAUGCCUGAAACAGGUGCCUGAGAAUAAAGUUACAUUUAAGAGGCAGAGCUACACUCUACCUCAUUCAUUAUUACUGAAUAACAGUCAUGUAGUAGGUACAUCAUCAUCAUCAUCAUCCACAACAACAACUGUUGAAAACCACAACUGUAGUCCUAAUAAGAAGCUUCGUCUAGCAGGUGAAAUCUCCAAUACAGCCCAAAUAUCUGUAAGCAAUAGACAAAUGACAACAUCAUCUCUCACAGCUGGUGAAAUGUCUGCAAUUGAGAAAUAUAAUGAAAGGAGAAGACGAAAUAAUAUAGCAUCACGCAAAUCAAGAGAGAAUCGUAAGAAAAAGAAUCAAAGUGAUUUGAAGGAACUGGAAGAACUUGGUAUAAAAAAUGAAAAUUUGAAGCUGAAAGUCAAAGAUCUUGAGGAAUGUUUGGAAAAGACAAAAGCAGAAUUAGUAAAAGCAUUGAUGUAAAUAUCUGGAAGGACUUGAAAGUAAAUAAUGAUUUUACUUACUAAAACGUUGUUGAUGUUUUAGAUAUACUGAAUGUUUUUGUGUAUCAGUUGGGAGAAGGUUAAACAUCACAAAUUUUCAUUUCUUUCAUAUAACUAUGUAAGAAUUUGAUAUCAUGUUAUUAUUACUGAUUGCAUUCUAGUGCUUAUACAAAAAUUGUGACCAUCAUGAAUAAUGCACCUAUAAAAUAUUUAUGUUACCCAAAGCAGUGAGCUGGCAGAGUUGUUAGCAUGUCAGGCAAAAAUGCUUAGUGGCAUUUCAUCCAGCUUUACAUUCUGAGUUCGACUUUACCUUUCAUCCUUUCAGGGUCGAUAAAAUAAGUACCAGUUGAACACUGGGGUUGAUGACAUCAACUUACCCUUUCCCCCAAAAUUACAGGCCUUGUACCAAAAUUUGAAACUAAUAUUUAUGUCACUGGAGUAGGUGGCCUGUAACAUGAUUUUGUAUAAUUUUUUUUCAAUUCUGUUUUUGACAUUUUUUAAAACUUUAUUUUAACUUUAAAUAUGAAAUAACUAUAACAAGUAAGAUAGCUCCAAUUUUGAGAAAUUAUAAUUAUAAAUGUAUAUAAUUUCAGCAGGGAGUUAAAGAUGGUAUAAAAGUUUUUAAAUUUUAAAUUUAACUUCAUACAUUAUUAGGCUGGAAAUUUUAGUAAUUACAUUAUUUCUUGUAAUGUAACCCUAUAAAGUUGACCAGAACUUUAUUUAUUUUUUGUUUGAGUCACUAGCAUUUAAAAUUAUUUUAAUUUCAACAUAAAAUAAAAUCUAGAAAAGAGUGUAAUCUUAUUUUUGAAAAAUCAUGAUUAGCUGCACAUAUGUUUAAAUAAGUUAAAAAAACAGUGUUGAAUAUUCAAAAUUAUAAAUGUAAUCCUUCUUUAGAAUUUUGUAUUUGCAUUUCUAGCUACAAUUUUAAAGAUCAAUAAUUGACCAUUAGAUAUGGAUUUUAACUGCUGAUUGUUAAACUGCUUAUUUUCUGAACUUCAGCUUUUAUUCAUUUUAUUCUUUUAUACAUUUCAGCCCUACGGCUGUGGUAAUGCUGGAGCAUUUUUUUAUUUUAGUGUUUUUUGUUCAGUUAACCAUCCCCUCCAACUUCAUGAGAAUUUAAGAAUAAAUUCUUUCAAUUUAUCAAAGUUGGUUGUAAGAACAGUUACUGAAGUAACUAGUUCUUUGUUGAUGCCAUUUUUAUGAGCUUUUUUUAAAACCAAUUCCAUUAUAUUCACGUGAUAAAUAUUUAAGAAAAAGAUUACCUUUUCAAAAUUCUAAUCAUGAAAGUUAAAAAAAAAAAAAAACUUGUGAAGGAAAUGUUUUCUUCUUAUUGUUAAAGAAAAACUGCAAUAUGUUUGUUACUUUUAAUAUGAGAUAUUUCUUGUUAUCCUUUAAUAUGAAUGUGGGCAGUGAACUUGCAAAAUCAUUAGAGCAACAGAAAAAAAAAAAUGGUUUGUGAUAUUUGUCCCACUCUUUAUAUUCUGAGUUCAAAUUUCACCAUGAUAAACUUUGCCUUUCAUCCUUUUGGAGUUGAUAAAGUAUUGAUAAUACCAGUAAAAUACUGAGGUUGAUAUAAUCGACUAACUCACUCCUUUUAAGAUUGUUGGCCUUGUGCCUAAACCAGAAACAAUUAUCCUUUGAUAUGGGUGCAAUUUUUUUAUUUAAGAAACUCUUUCACUCUCUGUCACAUUUAUUCACAGAGGAUAAUUUCAGAAUGCACGACAUAACACACACACAUACUGUUUGAAAUGUUGCCAAGAAACUCUUUCACCUAGAGAGUAAAAUGCAUCUUUCACUAUCUGUAUACAAAAUGAAUUUAAUUCUUAUUUAUUAAUUUAACUCAUUCUUUAUCAAAUACACCUAAUUGAUAUAUUAGCACUGCUGCAUUUCCAAAGACUGGAAGAACCUGGAACUCUUGUUCUAUAUUCCCGGUUAUUAAUGUCUGUUAUAAUUCCUUCCAGUUAUUGCUAUUUUUGAUUUUUUUUUUUAACUUCAACUUCGAUAAAACCUUUUUUUUUUUUUCAUUUAUAUUUUGUACCAGAAUAUGUGGAAGACAUUCUAAUUGAGUGGUGUCAAUUAUCUAAAACAAAACUAUAUUUAUUGAUUUAGAAAUUGUAUAAUAAGCAACUGAGUUAUUAAGGCAACCAAGAAAAAAAUUCUUUGGGUUGAAAGAGUUCAGAAUAUUAAAAGAUGAAGCUAAUGAUUCCAUCCAAAGAAAACAAAAAAAAAUACAAAAUAUUUUCUCCGUUUUUUGGAGGACUUUUGUAAAUAA
Octopus bimaculoides (California two-spot octopus) is the source of this 3882-nucleotide messenger RNA. RefSeq lists its product as uncharacterized. The record is from RefSeq and is a predicted model, not a curated record. Gene Ontology annotation, biological process: DNA-templated transcription; regulation of transcription by RNA polymerase II. Gene Ontology annotation, molecular function: RNA polymerase II cis-regulatory region sequence-specific DNA binding; DNA-binding transcription factor activity, RNA polymerase II-specific. NCBI's taxonomy places the organism in Eukaryota, Metazoa, Mollusca, Cephalopoda, Octopoda, Octopodidae.